Messenger RNA from Penicillium lagena, 1671 nucleotides. Its product is annotated as oleate hydratase. The record is from RefSeq and is a predicted model, not a curated record. Gene Ontology annotation, molecular function: oleate hydratase activity; FAD binding. The transcript is spliced from 2 exons. Gene Ontology annotation, biological process: fatty acid metabolic process. The coding region runs from base 1 to 1671 and encodes 556 amino acids. NCBI's taxonomy places the organism in Eukaryota, Fungi, Ascomycota, Eurotiomycetes, Eurotiales, Aspergillaceae.
AUGAACGAAACCCAAGGUCAAUACAAGCGAUCGCCUGACAAAACUGAAGCAUGGAUUCUUGGCAGUGGAACUGCAUCCUUGGCGUCAGCGCUCUAUUUGGUGCAGUCUGCUAAGGUACCUGCAUCCAAGGUGCACAUUUUGGAUUCUCAUAUCUCAAUGGGACAAGUUUUGCACAACAGCGGAGAUCCCAUCAAUGGAUAUGAUCAGUUCGCCGCAUGCUUACCUGUUCCGGUCGGAAACCCCUUAGCAGAGCUUCUUGCCUUGGUGCCUUCAGUGAGCGGCCUGGGGCACACCGUGUUGGACGAUAUUAAAUCGGCGGAGACCAGGCGUGUCAAACAGCGCAAUAGUCGCACACGUUUCCUGGUCCAAAAGAACGACGUGCUGAAUGACAUGCCUACAAAUUCGUUGAAUUUGAGCGUUCAACACCGCCUUAAGUUGGUAAUGCUUGUGCUGAAGGGAGAGAAACGCCUGGGAAGAAAUCAGAUCAGAGAUUUUUUGCCCCCAUCUUUCUUCCAAAGCACCUUCUGGACUAUCUGGACCGCCCACUCUUCUAAGCUGUCCUUCAAUGCAAUCUCUAAUUUUUUUAUAAAAUAUGCGUACUCCAGGUUUGGGUUCCAGCCAUGGCACAGUGCAAUUGAGUUCAGACGUGCUCUCUGUCAACACCUUAGUGAGUUUCACAGUUUGAGUAUUCUGGGAUGCCUGGACAUCACCGGUUAUUACCAGAACGAGUCAAUAUACCUGCCUACGUUUCUCCAUCUUGAGAGGCUUGGCGUGGAUUUCCGCUUCGAUACCAAGAUUAUGGACAUUGGGACAACUAUUCAAGAUGGUCAGGUGACAAUUUCGCAGCUUGACAUGGUUCAGAACGGAUUUCGGAUGCAGCAAACAAUUAGCAAAGAUGACGUUGUCUUUAUGACGCUGGGGUCCACUGUCUCAGGCAUGACCAGGGGAACGAACGAUUGUCCUCCAGGACGCCAUUCGCUCGAGCCUCACGAUGAGCUCGAUGAUAACUGGUCACUUUGGUUGGAAAUUGGAUCCUGGAGCCAUGUAUUUGGCAACCCAUACAAUUUCUGCACCCGCGAGUCAGAAUCAAUAUUGGAAUCUUUCACAAUUACUACAGCAGAUUCUAGCCUUAUCGAAUAUAUCGAUUUACACGCACACAACGUGACCGAGGCUGGGACAUUCAUUUCCUUCCAAGAGAGCUCGUGGAAAUUAAGCUGCUGUAUACCGACACAGCCAGUCUUCAGCCAGCAGCCAAAGUCCAUUCGUAUUUUCUGGGGCUUCGCACUCUUCCCGAGGCGCAAAGGAAAUUAUGUUGAAAAACCGAUGUAUGAUUGCUCAGGGGCGGAAAUCGCGAUAGAAGUGUUAGGGCAUCUACAUUUCUCUUCACCAACUCUACAUACCAUGACCAUUCCUCGUGUGAUGCCACGAAUGAGCGCUAUGUUGCUAGUCCGCUCCCUCAGUGACCGGCCGCCAGUCAUACCUCAGAACACCUCCAAUCUUGGCUUGAUCGGACAAUUCGCGGAACUUCCGCAUUUCAGCUGUGUGGACACAAGCUACGGCGUUCGUACCGCGCAGGUGGCUGUGUCCCAGCUGAUGGGUAUUGAUAUGCACUAUGUGAGAGAGAGGAAACCAUCGAUCUUGGAUCUGUUAAGGAUUUUGCUAUGGAAGUGA